AUGUCAAUGGCAACUUCUCCUCACACCACUCUCUUCCAAACCCGCACCACUCCUUUCCGCUUCUCCUCCCCUCGCCCCAUCUCCUUCAAACCCACAUCCAUCAAAUGCGCCACCCAACUCCACACCCAAUCCCCACCCCUCACCCACUCCCAAGAUCGCGUCUUCAACUUCGCCGCCGGCCCCGCCACCCUCCCGGAAAACGUCCUCCUCCGGGCCCAAUCCGAGCUCUACAACUGGCGCGGAUGCGGCAUGAGCGUCAUGGAAAUGAGCCACCGCGGCAAGGAGUUUCUCUCCAUAAUCCAAAAAGCCGAAUCGGAUCUCCGCGCCCUCCUCCAGAUCCCGCCGGAAUAUUCCGUCCUCUUCCUCCAGGGAGGCGCCACCUCUCAGUUCGCCGCCGUUCCGCUCAACCUCUGCUCUCCCAACGACACCGUGGACUACGUCGUUACCGGGUCCUGGAGCGACAAGGCCGCCAAGGAGGCGCAGAAGUACUGUAAACCCAACGUGAUCUGGUCUGGGAAAUCCGAAAAGUACACAAAGAUUCCGGCUUUUGGUGAUUUGCAGCAGAAUCCCGGUUCUGCGUAUCUGCAUAUUUGUGCCAAUGAGACUAUUCACGGGGUUGAGUUUAAGGAGUACCCUGUUGCCCAGAGUGGUGUUUUGGUUGCUGAUAUGUCUUCGAAUUUCUGCUCCAAGCCUGUGGAUGUGUCAAAGUUUGGGGUUAUCUAUGCUGGGGCCCAGAAGAAUGUAGGGCCCUCUGGUGUCACCAUUGUGAUCAUCAGGAAGGACCUCAUUGGGAAAGCUCAGGGUGUCACUCCUGUGAUGUUUGAUUACAAGAUCCAUGAUGAGAACAAUUCACUCUACAACACCCCUCCCUGUUAUGGGAUUUACGUGUGUGGGUUGGUGUUUGAGGAUUUGUUGGAGCAAGGGGGGUUGGGGGAGGUUGAGAAGAAGAAUAAGAAGAAGGCCGAGAUUCUCUACAGUGCAAUUGAUGGGAGCAAAGGGUUCUAUAGGUGUCCUGUCGAGAAGUCUGUGAGGUCAUUGAUGAAUGUGCCAUUCACUUUGGAGAAAUCAGAGUUGGAGGGUGAGUUCAUCAAGGAGGCUGCUAAGGAGAAGAUGGUUCAGCUCAAGGGACAUAGGUCAGUGGGAGGUAUGAGGGCUUCUAUUUACAAUGCCAUGUCCUUGGCAGGGGUUGAGAAGUUGGUGGCUUUCAUGAAGGAUUUUCAAGCCAAGCAUGCUUAA
Sphenostylis stenocarpa is the source of this 1236-nucleotide messenger RNA. The record is from the annotation of a GenBank genome assembly. Lineage: Eukaryota; Viridiplantae; Streptophyta; Magnoliopsida; Fabales; Fabaceae.